This is a messenger RNA of Caenorhabditis remanei, 1794 nucleotides long. RefSeq lists its product as uncharacterized. NCBI's taxonomy places the organism in Eukaryota, Metazoa, Nematoda, Chromadorea, Rhabditida, Rhabditidae. The record is from RefSeq and is a predicted model, not a curated record. Gene Ontology annotation, cellular component: cytoplasm. Bases 1 to 1794 code for a protein of 597 amino acids. Gene Ontology annotation, biological process: proteolysis; peptide catabolic process. The transcript is spliced from 9 exons. Gene Ontology annotation, molecular function: zinc ion binding; peptide binding; metalloaminopeptidase activity.
AUGGUUCUCCAUUUCAAUCUUUCAUCUCUUUCUGAUAAUAUUACUUUGGAUGCUGUCGAUCUUCAUUCAUUCCGGAAUAUUUCUUUGAUUCGAUCAUCUGAUUUGACGGAACCUUCGUUGAAAUCAAUCAAGAUUCUCAAAGAGACCGUCGAAUUCAAAUUCGAGAAAUCUCUGUUUCCAGGACAAUAUUUGUUGACAAUUGGUGAAUACAAUGGUCGCAUCGGAAAUGCAUCAGAAGGACUUUUCGAGCGACGUCGCCCACUUCUCUACACUACUCACCUUCAACCAAAUCAUGCUCGAAGACUAUUCCCAUGCAUCGAUCAUCCAGCUGUCAAAGCUCUAUUCCGCUUAUCAAUUGUUCAUCCAACUGAUACAGUUGCUCAGUCGAAUACAAUUGCAAUGGAUGUUCAUGUGGAGAAUCGGAAAUGGCAGAGGACAAUCUUCCAGGCGACACCACUGCUUCCAGCGUACUUGGUUGCGUUUUCAGUGAUGCCUGAUACGAAUUUGCAGCUAUCCCGUCAAACAUCAUUUGGAGUGACUGUUCGUGUCAAUGGAGAGUCUCGUGGAAUCGUACUUCGUGUAUUGGAUUGUGCUCUUGCUAGUUUCGAGAUUUUGGCGGGAUUAAUUGAUGUUCCAUUGCCACUGAAUAAAAUCGAUUUCAUUCUUGUUCCGGAUUACGAUGGCGGAAUGGAAAACUGGGGACACGUUACAGUUUCGGAGACACUUGCCACUUCUGGGGAUGAUGCUCAUCUCAUUUAUUUGAUUGCCCACGAAAUAGCUCAUCAUUGGAUUGGAAAUCGUGCGACAAUCGAUUCGUGGAAUUGGAUUUGUCUUCAAGAAGAUCUUGCUGAUUGGAUGGCAUUGAAAGCAGUCAAAGCAUUGUUGACUGAUGAGAUCAGACUGCAAAGGUUCCAAUUGGCACAAUAUGUCGAAAUCCAGUUGGUUGAAGACUUUUUGAGUCCAGGGCAUUCAUUGUAUAUGCCUUCAAAGAUCAAUCAGGAAUUGAUCAAUCGUCACUGUUACCUGAAAGGAGUUGUCCUUCUGGACACACUGGAAUCAGUUGUCGGAGAACAAUUCAUGUAUUCAGUCAUCAAAUCACUAGUUGCAUCUCAUUCAACAUUCAAUUUGACAACAUUCACUUCAUAUUUUGAUCAGAUUCGUGUGGAUCGAAAUGCGACUGUUGGACAGAUCUACGAAUACUGGUAUACAACUGGAGGAUAUCCAUCAAUUCUUGUUGAAAACAAUGGCCCAUCAUCUCGUCUCCAACAACUCUCCAGACCACUCUGGCCUCUUAAAAUGACAUCAACUCUUUCGAUUCCUCAAUUUGUUUUCUCUGAAUCCAUCGUCUUCGCUUCUGAAUCCGCUCCUCUUCUUGUGAAUUUAAACUUCACUUCUUUCAUGAGAGUCAACUAUGAUUCACUCACAUGGACUGCUAUUUUCAAAUACAUGUUCGAAGAGCCCGAGCUGUUUUCAGCAGUUGGACGAGCUCAAUUGGUAUCCGAUUUCUGUUUUUUCUAUGCAAAUGAUGGUGUGGAGAAUGGAGUGAUUCUGAAAGAGGCUGUGGUGGAUAUGGUCUACUCGAAACCGGAGUUCUUCGAAUUGUGUGAUUGGAAUCUAUACUGGUGUCAUUCUCGAUCCGAUCAAUCACUUUUCUCCCAAAUCGUUCGUAGUCUGGCCCUCCGUUUCUCUUCUGCCACAUUCGAAUCUUCAUCUGCAUUCGGAUGUAAAAAUGGAAUGGCUGCCAGGAAUAUGAAUCAAUUUUGUGAGAAAAUAUUUGGAAGGAAGUGCAUUUAA